Chlamydomonas reinhardtii is the source of this 4975-nucleotide messenger RNA. RefSeq lists its product as uncharacterized. The transcript has 2 exons. Lineage: Eukaryota; Viridiplantae; Chlorophyta; Chlorophyceae; Chlamydomonadales; Chlamydomonadaceae. The record is from RefSeq and is a predicted model, not a curated record. The coding region runs from base 301 to 3816 and encodes 1171 amino acids.
GAUCAAAACUGACUCGCUGUUUGACACACGUUCGCCCCCUUGGUUGGGGCCGUGCAUUUCUGGAGUACAAUCUGUUUAUUCGUGUAUGCAUUGAAAGGGUUAGUAUUCUAAAGAGAGCAUUUGGCCAUUCUCAGGAGACGAACCGAGGUUGACGGUCCCUUGUUUCCUACGUGCCUGCAUUCUCAUUAUAGUUUGCUUGGAAAAGUAAGAUGGGAAGCAGAACGUCAACCGGCACCUGGGCCAGCAACUUGCUUAAAUACGCCCUUGCGUGAGCCGCGCGGUGGGCUCUCCUGGAGCACAAUGGCAGUGGUGGUAUGCAGUCCUGCAGAUAUGCAGCAGGUGACAGGAGAAGCAGCUGGCGGGCCAGGCAUGGCCGAGCUUGGGGUGCUUCCUCGCGCCAUGCUUCCUCGCUCGGCGUCCCUAUCAAUCUUGAACAAAAUCCAGCCGUGGGGCAACAACAAGAGCGCUCGCCUGCGGGCAGCGCUCGGCCUGACAGGGCCUCAAACGGCCACGGCCUUCGCCAUCGACACCACGGCCGUAGCAGCUGCGGCCGCGGACCCCCUCGCCGCGACCGGCGCGCGUGCUCUGGGCCGCUCGGUAGCAAGCGCCAAGGAGUCCUGGCCCGGCCUGUCGCCUGCCCCGAGCCCAGGCAUGCCGCUGAGUGACGACGGCGCCGCCGGGUGCUACGCCUCGCCUCUGAAAGCUUGGACCGCGUCCGCCGCGCUCUUAGAGGAGGCCGACGGCGAGGGGGAUGAGCAGGACGAGGACGACGCCGGCUCCGACGACGCCGGCGAGCCCGGAGCUGCCGGCAGCUGCCCGUCCGAAGGCGAACAGGCGCCAACAGGUGCUGGCGGCGGCGGCGGCUGUGGCGGUGGCGGCGCGGCCAGCGGCGUCCUGGGGUUGGGCAGGCCUGGCGGGCGCCCGCCCAUGCCGCCAGGCCACAGCAGCGCGCGACCCGGCCGCAGCCCGGCGCGCGCCCGCGACACCGCAGCCGGGCCAUUCCAGCAGCAAUAUCAGCAACAACAACAGCAGCAACUGCAACAUCAGCAGCAACAACAGCAGCAACUGCAACAGCAACAGCAGCAGCAGCCCGCAGCGCCUCGCGAGCCGCUGUACCCGAGCUGGGCCGCGUCAGCCGCGUCCCGACGGAGCGCCCUAGCGGCCGGCGGCGGCAGCGUGCGCGGCUGGGUGCCGGCACACCUGGCCGCUGCCGCGGGCGGCGCGCCGCCGCCGCCGUCGUCGUUGGGGGCCGCUUCCGGUGGCUCGGCGGGCGGCUCGCGCUGCGGCUCGCCGCCGCCGCCUGGGAGCCCCGCAGAGGGCGCGGACGGGGCGGAGGGCGGUGGGGGCGGCGGCGCAGACUGGGGCGGGAUGGGAGGGCCCGCGAGCGGGAGGUCCAGCCGGGUGGGCUCGGGGCACUUGCGGCCUGGGCCUGGGUCUGCGGCGUACGCGGCGGCGGCGGCGGCGGCAGGGCUGACGCCAGUCAACAGCUCAGCCAACAUACCGUCCGCGUUUGCGGCCGCGCUGGCGGCGUCCGCUGCUGGUGCGGCCGCCGGCCCGGCGCAGCACUUCCAGCUGCACCCGCGGACAGGCGCGGGCGGCGGCAGCGGCGGUGGCGGUCAUACCGGUGGAUUUGGCAGGCUUGGCGGCGGCGGGGGUGAGGGCGUGGACCGGGACGGCGACGGCGGCAGCGGCAGUGACGCGUCCACGCCGCGUCUGACGGGCAGCGGCAUGGGCGGCCUGCUUCGGGCCAGCCGCAUGCAGGGCUAUGUCACAGCCGUGGCCAAUCCCGCCUACACGGCAGCAGCGACAGCAGCAGCGGCGGCAGCCGCCGCCGCCGCCGCCGCUGCCACCUCCACCUCCGCCACGCCUUUCAGCCCAAGCGCGGCUGGCGGCGGCGGCGGCGGUGGCGGCUCUAUUUGGGAGACCAGCCGUCGGCAGCGCGCGUCGCCGGCGCCGCUGGUUGUGGAUGUGAGCGACGCGGCGGCGGCGGCGGCGGCGGCGGGGGCGGGGUCGGGAGCAAUGGGCAGCGGGCUGUCGGGGCCGUUGCUGCCGGUGCCGGCGGUCUCGGCCCUGGCUUCACCAUCGUCGGGGCCCGCAGGCGGCGGCGGCGGCGGCGCACUGCGGCCCAGCAUGGCGCAGCAGCGCGACGCGCCGCGGUGGACGUCGCCGCCGCCGCCGGCGGUGGCGGCGGCGGUGGUGGCGGCGGGGCUGGCGGCGCCGGCCGGGCCCGGCGGCGCGGGCGCGGGCGCGGCGGGCUACCACACCCCCUACCAUGCCUACCUGCACCCUAGCAUGGACCCACAGGCCCUGGCGCAGGUGCAGGCACACGCGCAGGCGGUGGCGGCGGCGGCCGCCGUGCUGCGGCUGACGGCCAGCGGCGGCCCCGGCGGCCCGUUCUGGCCCGGCCUGCCGCUGGGCGGUGGCGGUGCAGGCGCGGCGGCUGGUCCCGGCGGCAUGGGCGCUGGAGGCGGCGGUGGUGGAGGCGGCGGGGCGGGAGGCUCGGCAGGGCCGCAGGGUCAGGGUCAGGGGCAGGGGCAGGUGCCUACGGGCCAUCGCAACAGCCAACACGGCGCGCACCACCACGGCCACCGUGGGGGGCACCAUGUGGGUCAGGGCGGGCAGCACGCCGCCUCCAAUCCAAGUAACGCACCGGCACCUGCACAGCACCAUCAGCACCAACAGCACCAACAGCAACAGCUCCAACAGCAACAGCAGCAGACGCACCACCACCACGGCAGGGCCGGGGGCGCAGGAGGAGGCGGCGGCGGUCGGCAGCGACGGCAGAGCCUUACAGAAUUUGGGAAUGUCCGGGCACAGCUGCAGCACAGGUCCGCGGAUGGCGAGGCUGUAGCACCGCCUGGGACCGGCAGUAGCGCAUCGCAGUCUGGUGCUGCUACCGCAGUAGCAGCCGUGGGCAUCGUGGGCGUCAGUGGCGCGGCGGCGCCGUCAGGCGCCGGCGGCGGCAGCGGCCGGGUGGGCCGCGGCAUCGGCGCCAGCGGCGGCGCGGCGUCGGCGCCUGCCGGGGAGAUCUCGGUGCAUGCGAGUGCGCCGCUGCCCGGCGGGACCCUGGCGGCGCUGGUGCUGUCCGCCGCUGGCGGGCAGGAGGCGGCGGCGGGGGCCGCGGGCGGCGGCGCGGCCGGCGGCACUGCGGGCGGCGCGGCGGCGUUCGUGUCCGCCAGCUGUGACCUCGGCGCCCUGGCGUUGCAGGCCGCCGCCGCGGCGGGGGCGCGGGAGGACCUGGGCACAUCGGUCUUGGUUGGCAGCGGGGCCGGGGGUGGCGGUGGGGGCGGGGCCGGGGGCGGGGGCGGCGGCAGCGACAGGCCCACUGGCUUCUCGCUGGGCGCGUCGUCGGGGCCAGGCAGCACCAGCGGCCGCCGCGUGCUGGCUGGCGGAACCGCUGCCGCCGCGGCGCUCGCCGUCGCUGCAGUGGGCGGUAGCGGCGGCGGCGGCGGCGGCGGCGGCCCGGGGCGCGUUUGCCACAGCGCUCGCGGCGGCGGAGCGAGCAUGGCGGGCGGCGGCGGCGGCGGGGCCUCGUCCACGGGCGUCCUCAGCAGCCCCACUUCGUGGCUGAACGGAGGAGUGAGCCUGCUGCAGGCGCUGGCGUCGGGUGGCGAGGGCGCCGCCCGCCGCGCGUCAGGCGUCCUCCACGGCGGCGGCUUGCUGAGUGGUGCCGGCAGCGGCGGCGGCGGCGGCAGUGGCGGCGGCGGCGGCGGCGCUGGUGGUGGUGCGGCGGGGUCGUUCUUGAGUAUGGCCCCCCGGGGCGGCGGGCACAGCGUCUCACGGGGGCAUGUCGGGCGAGGCAGCAGGGUGCACUAGAGGCCUGCAGCAGGUCUCGCUUUCAUUACAGUGGCUGCUUCGCUCACGCUUCUCCACCAUUGACUUUACUGGGGUAGGCGGAGCUAGCGGAGACAGCACGAUGUGCGUUGACUUGCUAGUCGUUUUUUGGCAACAGUACCAACGGAUGAUGGCACGUGCCGUUUUGGCCUGCAAGAGGCCCUCCACCAAAUGUGACUAAUGGAUUCACGCAGCAAGGCAGGACGCAUUUGUAGGCCGAAUAGGUCCUUGAGGAGGUUACUGUUGGCUGGAAAGCUGGAAGAGGCUGCUGCGCGCGGUCUAAUGAACUUGGCUUGGUGGAAGAUUCGUCGCUAACUUUUAUGGCGUUUGGUUCAUUGCAGGGCUCAAGGAGCUCUUUCUAUGCAUUUUCUAGAACUGAGUGGCUAGGGUAGCUGGUCUUUGUAUGGUUGCACAUUCCCAACGUGUCAAGCCAAGGACUGAUGCAAGAAUCAGUGUGGGCGGGGAGCUGAUAUCCCGUCGCGGCUUUCCAUAGCGGAGUGCUCGCUCGACUGUAAUCGUAUGGUGAGAUAGUGGAAGGGCGGCGUUGCCAGCCGAGUGUGUGUUGGAAGGUACCGGUAUGCCGUGUGUGUGUCGCGGCUGUAGAUGACGCUACCCACCCAAAGUUGACCGCCCUCGCCCGCGUGCUGAGCGCCCAGCGGAAACGGCCUGUUAUACUUUCGGUGGUCGCGCCGUCGCCACGACCAAGCCGCACGAUGGCAGCCGCCGAGUCACAAUCAAAUCGGUGACAGAAGCGUCAUAGUCAGUGUCAGGCACCUUCUUAACCACGCGCAGCCGCUGAAAAGUCCGCUCCCUGCGCCACUGGUCGUGAAUUACCUGGAGCUCACAGCCAGGGUGUGCUGCUCGCUGCGCCCAGCCAAUGCUGCCGUUCUAUCGUGUGCUGUUGAGAAUGCACACUGUUGACGAGACAGCGCCGCGUUGUGGCAAGAGGUGCGUCGCAGGGUCACGGAGGCGGAGGCGUGGCAUGGCACGGCAUCAUGUUGGGGAGGGGAGCGCAUCCCUGCCUGGGGGGUCGAGCAACCAGCCGUCCGUGUACCGGACAGUCAUUUGAGACCUAGGACAAGCAAGAGCAGAGGGGAUGAAAGACGAGCUCCCGUUGUGAUGGCUGUAAUCCCGACACGCA